AUGGACCAGAGCCGUCAAUGUCAGCUGAUUUCCAAUGCUACAUCUCUGCCUGUACUAGAGAAAAGGGGGGACAUCAUCCUGGGGGGACUCUUCUCCCUUCAUGACAUGGUGGUGGAGCACAAUCUGUCUUUCACCGCUCAGCCUCCUCCCACAACGUGUACCAGAUUAAAUUUUCGAACUUUCCGUUGGAUGCAGACUAUGAUCUUUGCCAUUGAGGAGAUCAACAGAGAAGGCAAACUUCUUCCAAACAUCACAGUCGGGUACAAGAUCUAUGAUUCAUGCAGUUUGCCAUAUCAAGCUUUGAAGGCUGCAGUGGAGUUAAUGGGAAAGGAGAAUAAUUCAUAUACUGAAGAAAAGACCCAGAAUAAUGACACUUGUCAUGGGAGCGUGCCUGUGGUGAUUGGAGAUGGAGGCUCCACUCAGUCUCUUGUUGUGGCUCAUUUCCUUGGAGUCUUCCAUGUGCCACAAGUCAGUUAUUUCUCCAGCUGUGCCUGUCUGAGUGACAAAAAGGAGUUCCCAGCCUUUUUAAGGACCAUGCCCAGUGAUUUCUACCAGGUUGAUGCCCUGGUACAACUGGUGAAACAUUUUGGUUGGACUUGGGUGGGUGUGAUUGCCGGCGAUGAUGCGUAUGGUUACAACGGGGCAACCAUCUUUGCAAAUGAGGUCAAAAAGUUUGGUGUUUGUGUUGCCUUACAUAAAAUCAUUCCCAAAAACCCAAAGCCGACAGAUAUUUUAUCCAUCAUUUCCACUAUCCGUUUGUCUGGGGCUCAGGUGGUUUUAGUGUUCGCUGUGGAACAAGAUGCAGUGAUACUGUUUGAUGAAGCACUCAGAGCUGGGCUGACUGGAAUUCAGUGGCUGGCCAGUGAAGCUUGGAGUACAGCUGCUGUACUUUCCACCCCCAGAAAGUACCAUCGCAUCCUCCAGGGUACUGUUGGAUUUGCUAUUCAGCAAGCACACAUUCCUGGACUACGAGACUUUUUGGUCCGUUUAAAUCCAUUAAAAGCAGAUGCCCAGGAAGAUCCCUUCCUUAUACCCUUCUGGGAAGAGGUGUUUCAGUGCAGUCUGAGUGAGCAAGUUGAAGGUCAGAAAGAAAAAUCUGAGGGUAAACCUCCGUGCAAUGGAACAGAAGAACUCAGGAGUGUAACGAAUAUCUAUUCAGAUGUGUCACAGCUGAGAAUUUCCUACAAUGUCUAUAAAGCUGUAUAUGCUGUUGUUUAUGCACUAAAGAAUCUGAAAAGCUGUGAGAAAGGAAAAGGGCCAUUCCCUCUGCAGACGUGUCCAGAUGGAGACAACAUUCAGCCAUGGCAGCUACUGCAUUAUUUAAAACAAGUGCAGUUUGUGAAUUUGUUUGCCGAUGUAAUAAAGUUUGAUGAGAAUGGCGACCCUGCAGCCAUGUACGAUCUGGUGAACUGGCAGCUGAAGCCAAACGGGGGGGUGGAGUUUGUCAAUGUAGGAAAAUUUGAAGGGUUGACCCCGAUUACAAAGCAAAAACUUCAGCUCCGAGAAGAAAACAUUCUAUGGACUGGAAACCAAACCAAAGUUCCCUUGUCAGUAUGCAGCUCCAUUUGUCACCCAGGCACCAGGAAGGCAAUGAGACCCAACUUCCCUGUCUGCUGCUAUGAUUGUGUGACUUGCACAGCUGGAGAGAUUAGCAAUCAGACUGAUGCCAUAGAAUGUGUGCCGUGUCCACCAGAGUUCUGGUCCAAUGAUGAAAGGACCACCUGUGUCCCGAAACAAGUGGAAUUUCUUUCUUUUAAUGACACCAUCGGCAUCACUUUGGUGGUUAUUUCCCUCUUUGGCUCCCUCAGCACCUGCGCUGUGGUUUUGAUAUUUUUUUGCAACAGAACUACACCCAUUGUCAGAGCUAACAAUUCUGACCUAAGCUUCCUGUUGCUCUUCUCAUUGACCCUCUGCUUCUUGUGUUCUUUGACCUUCAUUGGCCAGCCAUCUAAGUGGUCCUGCAUGCUGCGCCACACAGCAUUUGGGAUCAGCUUUGUUCUUUGUAUCUCUUGCAUUCUUGGGAAAACAAUUGUGGUGCUAAUAGCCUUUAAAGCAGCACUCCCAGGGAACAAUGUUAUAAAAUGGUGUGGACCUGCACAGCAAAAGUCAGUUAUUACCAUUUGUACACUAGCCCAGGUAAUCAUAUGUACAAUGUGGCUGAUUGUGGCACCCCCUGCCCCGCACCAAAUGAUGCCACGGGAGAAACCUUUUGUUAUUCUCUUCUGUGACGAAGGUUCAAAAAUUGCAUUUGCUUUGGUUCUGAGCUACAUCGGCCUUCUGGCCUGCCUUUGUCUUCUGCUGGCCUUCCUGGCAAGGAAACUUCCGGGCAGCUUCAACGAGGCCAGACUCAUCACUUUCAGCAUGUUAAUUUUUUGUGCCGUGUGGGUGGCAUUCAUUCCUGCCUACAUCAGCUCUCCAGGAAAGUACGCCACUGUCACAGAGGUGUUUGCAAUCCUGGCCUCAAGUUAUGGAUUGCUGGGUUGCAUUUUUGCUCCAAAGUGCUACAUAAUCCUACUUAGACCAGAAAAGAACACUAGGAAACAUUUAAUGUCCAAAUCUCCCUCUGGCAAAUUUUAAAAGGAACACAAAUUAAUUCAUUCCAUUAAAAAUAUACUUUAUUGUAAAACAG
Molecule: messenger RNA, 2629 nt
Organism: Nematolebias whitei (Rio pearlfish)
Lineage: Eukaryota; Metazoa; Chordata; Actinopteri; Cyprinodontiformes; Rivulidae
Product: extracellular calcium-sensing receptor-like
Exons: 11
Coding region: 1-2577 (858 amino acids)
Biological process (GO): G protein-coupled receptor signaling pathway
Cellular component (GO): membrane
Molecular function (GO): G protein-coupled receptor activity
Source: RefSeq, a predicted model, not a curated record